This is a messenger RNA of Oreochromis aureus, 1973 nucleotides long. Its product is annotated as serine/threonine-protein kinase pim-2-like. Gene Ontology annotation, biological process: protein autophosphorylation; regulation of mitotic cell cycle; negative regulation of apoptotic process. Gene Ontology annotation, molecular function: ATP binding; protein serine/threonine kinase activity. The coding region runs from base 116 to 1075 and encodes 319 amino acids. The transcript has 8 exons. The record is from RefSeq and is a predicted model, not a curated record. Lineage: Eukaryota; Metazoa; Chordata; Actinopteri; Cichliformes; Cichlidae. Gene Ontology annotation, cellular component: cytoplasm.
AAAAAGCAAAAGCAGUGGAAGUCCAAAACCGGGUCCCAGCCACAUUGUUUCUGGGGAAUCCAGUUGGAAAUUUGGCCUUCUCAUAGUCCCUUCAAGCGACUCUAGUAUAUUUAAGAUGAGCAACAAACGGAAGAGCACUAGUGGCGAAUCUGAGGGACCAUCCAGCAAAAGAAGCAGGACAACGAGCCCAGAGGAGAGUCCCACCCAGGAACCCUCUGAAACGUGUGACUCACCCAGGAUAUCCGGCACUGACAGAAGAGAAGACUUCCUGGAAAAAUAUCAACAGCUGGAGGUGCUGGGUCAAGGAGGCUUUGCCACCGUGUUUUCUGGAAUACGCAUAAAAGACAGUUUUCCAGUGGCAAUCAAACAUGUCAACCAGCGCAGAGUUGUGCGCACAACAAUGGAUUGGAACGGGAAAAGUAGUGAUAUUCCCCUGGAGGUGGCGCUACUGAUACAAGUUGGGGCUGGACCACACGAUACGGAAAGCAGUAUAACCCCACUUCUACUUGACUGGUUUGAUCUGGAAGAUGAGCUUAUUAUGGUUUUUGAGAAACCAGAAAAUUGCAUGGACUUAAACAAAUACCUCGAAACUACAGAUAAACCUCUGUCAGAGACACAUGUUAAAGUCAUAAUGAAACAAUUAGUCGAUGCAGCCAUUACGAUGGAUUACAAGGGGGUUUUCCACCGAGAUAUUAAACCACACAACAUUCUAAUCGAAACAUCUUCCGAAGAACCCCGAGUGCGAUACAUCGAUUUUGGCUGUGGAGUCACGUUUACUCCGGGAGAAAGGUUCAGGAGGAAAGCAGGAACCAGGAACUACAGUAGUCCAGAGUGGUUCACGCAUGGCUUCUGCUCUGCAGAAUAUACUACAGCCUGGCAGCUGGGUGUUGUGAUGUACCAGCUGUUACACAAGAAUUUACCAUUUGACUGCGACUACAAGAUCAUCAACCAAAACCCACCGAUUUUAGCUGACAUUUCAAACAAAUGCAGGGAUUUUUUGACGGGGUGUCUGAGGAAGCACUAUAAGGACCGCUUCACCCUGGAGGAUCUUUGGAAUCAUGCGUGGCUCAAAUAACUUCUGCGCACCAUCAAUCAAAAGGGUUACGGAGCAAAAGCUCCAACACAUAAGUCACUUUUCAAAUUUAGUAGCCAUAUUGCAGUUGCUGUUAUGUGGUUAUUUUUUGGUGUUUUCUUUUCCCCACAGAGCCAGUCCAGCAGCAAGCAGUCUAAGACCUCCAUCUGACCUUCAUCUAAAUAUUGGACACAAUCCCCCUCUAUACCCAGCCAUCCGUGGAGAGGGGAUCUCUCUUUGAAUUGCCUUUCCCGAGGUUUCUUCUCUCUUUAGAGGAGUUUUUCCUCGUCUUCUUAGAGAGCUUGGGCUGGGUUGGAUGCUGUUGUUUAUAUGAGCCUGGGAUAUAAAUAUGUAUAAAAAUUGGUCUCUAGAUUGGCUAAAAGAGACAAAGAAAGUUCCAGAGCUCAAUAUAAAGCAAAUUAUCAGUCAGAUUAGCAACAGCAACGUUAACCAGGGGGGAUUGUAUAUAAAUGUAUUAAUUAAAAGCACCACUAUUUGGCAGAAAACAUGACAAUUUACCAAUUGAUUAGUAACAUCAAAAUCAAUUAGAAGAAUAAGCAAAGUUUUCAGUCAGAUUUUUAACAAAUAAAUGCGAAUAAAUCAAAAGACAUCUUUUGUAGGCUUGCUUUAUGAAAAAUGUCAUCGAUGAAAAUGUCGUGUAUGACGCCAUGAUGCAUUCUAUUGUAGCCCAUCAUGCUAAUAUGACACUCCAUUCAGUGCCUAGAUGAACAGUUAGUUGUAGAAAUACACAAAUCGUGCUUAAUUGUGCAAUAUUACAUAUUACGCAAAUAUCUGCAUAAGUCAUAAAGGUAUUAGGACCCACAGUGUGUAAUUUUUAUGCAAAGGUCAAGACUCCACUAGUCUACAGAGGAUAAAAGGAACAUACUGUACAGUCACAGAA